AUGAAGUGGCUUGGAAAGGAGUCAUCACAGCAUGCCAAACGACUCCGUGCUGUACACAUCAACGAUCCAACGGCAGCAUUGAAAAAGGUUUGGGAAAGGCUAAGACAGUGUUACGCUUCAUCAGAAGUCAUCGAAAGUGCGCUGUUCAAGAAACUGGACAACUUCCCCAGAAUCUACAGCAGAGAUUACAUAAAGCUGAGGGAACUCGGAGACCUCCUAAUGGAAGUCCAAUCUGCAAAAGAAGAUGGCUAUUUUCCCGGCCUUGCCUAUUUGGACACCGCCCGUGGUGUCAAUCCCAUUGUGGAGAAGUUGCCACACAACCUUCAGGAAAGGUGGAUUUCGAGGGGAUCUAAAUACAAGAACGAUCACAAUAUGUCCUUUCCCCCAUUCUCUAUCUUCAUGGAGUUCAUCUGCUACGAAGCGAAGGCCAGAAACGACCCUAGUUUUUCCUUCACCAUUAACACUACUGGCCCAAAUAGAAGUGACCGACCUCCAUUCCGAAACAACAGACCUCCAGUAACCGUUAAUAAGACUGAUGUUUCCAUGGUAACCAGCACAGAUAUCACCGCAGAGAAGGAAGGUGAUCCAAAUAAGUACUGCCCUCUACAUCAAAAACCACACCCCCUCAGGAAGUGCAGAGGUUUCAGAGCCAAAUCAUUGGAUGAGCGAAAGGCCUUUCUAAGAGAGAAAGGAAUCUGUUUCAAUUGCUGUGCAUCCUCAUCCCAUCCCUCAAGAGACUGCAAGUUCACAAUCAAAUGCUUUGAAUGUGAGAGUGACCACCAUACCACAGCUAUGCACCCGGGGCCUGCCCCCUGGUUGUUGAAGACUUCCUACCCUACACCACAGCACGGCGGGGAGGAAGUCAUCAAGCCUACCAUCCCACCUGCAGUCAACUCUCAAUGCACUGAAGUUUGUGGCAAAGGUCUGACAUCACGAUCCUGCUCUAAAAUAUGCCUGGUGAAAGUAUGUCCACACAACCGCCCCAAAGAUGCAGUCACAAUGUACGCUAUGCUCGACGAUCAGAGCAACCGGUCACUGGCAAGGUCAGAAUUCUUUGAUAUCUUCAACAUUCAAGGAAGCCAAUCGCCAUACUCUCUAAGAACCUGUGCAGGAGUCGCAGAAAUGCGAGGGAGGAAGACUGACGGUUUCCAGAUCCAAGCAGCAAAUGGAAGAGUUAGUCUGAAUCUCCCUCCACUCAUCGAGUGCAACGAAAUCCUAAACAACAGGGCUGAGAUCCCAACGCCCGAGGCAGCCCUUCAUCACCCUCAUCUGAAGUCUGUAGCAGCCCAAAUCCCAGAACUUGACCCGAAUGCUAAAAUUCUGCUAUUGCUUGGGAGAGACAUCCUCAGAGUACAUAAAGUAAGACAGCAGAUCAAUGGACCACACAACGCCCCCUUCGCCCAACAACUCGAUCUAGGCUGGGUUCUUAUCGGUGAAGUUUGCCUUGGAGACGCACACAAGCCCCACAUAAACAGCUUCAAAACCCACCUGCUGGACAGCGGACGUCCAUCACUUCUCACUUCAUGCACAAGCCACUUCAACAUCAAAGAAAAGAUGAGUUAUGACGGAGGGCAACGCUAUGGUUUGUCCAUCGAUGGAAGCCCGGCCAAGAGAACAGCCUUUGACAAGCUCGGUAACGAGGUGUUCCAGAGGACCCCUGAUGACAACAAAACCGCUCUCUCCAUCGAAGAUACAAAGUUUCUCAAGAUCAUGGAUGAUGAAGUUUACAAAGACGACACUAACAGCUGGGUGGCUCCUCUCCCCUUCAAAACACCCAGACGUCCUCUCCCUAACAACCGGGAACAUGCAAUCACACGUCUGCACUCCUUGCGACGGAGCUUGGACAAGAAACCAGAGAUGAAAGAUCAAUUCAUCGCAUUCAUGGACAAGAUGUUCCGGAACCAUCACGCUGAGGUUGCACCCCAACUGAAGAGCACAGAGGAGCGAUGGUACCUGCCGACCUUUGGAGUUUAUCACCCUCAGAAGCCAGACCAAAUCAGAGUCGUCUUUGACUCCAGUGCGCAACAGGACGGCAUCUCACUUAACAACGUGAUGCUCACCGGUCCAGACCUGAAUAACAGCCUCCUUGGAGUUUUGAUACGCUUCAGGAAGGAACCUGUAGCAAUCGUCGCAGACAUUCAGCAGAUGUUCUACUGCUUUGGUGUGAGAGAGGACCAUAGAGACCAUUUGCGAUUCCUCUGGUACAGAGACAACGACUUGACGAAAGACAUCAUCGACUACAGGAUGACAGUUCAUGUUUUUGGUAACAGCCCAUCUCCUGCUGUCGCCAUAUACGGUCUCAGACGAGCUGCCCAAGAAGGAGAAAGCGACCACGGUGCAGACACACGAGAAUUCGUAGAAAGACAUUUCUAUGUCGACGAUGGACUUACGUCUCUUCCCACUCCCAUUGAGGCAAUCGAUCUAUUGCAGAGGACCCGAGCAUCACUUGCAGAAUCAAACCUACGAUUGCACAAGAUCGCUUCAAACAACGCCGCAGUGAUGGCAGCCUUUCCACCAGAGGACCACGCCAAAGGUAUGAAAGAUUUGGGCCUCGGUGGCGAAAGCGGAGUCGUACAACGCAGCCUAGGUUUAUGCUGGGAAAUCACUAUGGACACAUUCACAUUCAGGGUGACGACCGACGACAAGCCAUUUACUCGCCGUGGAGUACUGUCAAUGGUAAAUAGCCUUUACGACCCUCUCGGCCUGGUAGCCCCGGUAACCAUACAAGGCAGAGCCCUACUUCGUGAACUCACAACCAAUGCUUGCCACUGGGACACACCUCUCCCCAAAGACAGCCUGAAAGAAUGGGAGAUGUGGAGAGAUUCGCUUCAGGAUCUGAAGGAGCUUCAUAUCCCUCGCACAUACGCCAUGAAGUCUCUCACCAAGGUACGGCAAACCGAGUUGUGUGUGUUCUCAGAUGCGUCCACCAGAGCCAUCGGUGCAGUAGCUUAUCUCCGAACCCUUGACGAAAACGGACAGACCGCAGUGGGAUUCGUCCUCGGAAAAGCUAAGCUAGCCCCUCUGUCCGAACCUACCAUACCUCGACUGGAACUAUGUGCUGCAGUGCUAGCAGUAGAGAUGGCAGAGCUCAUCCUAGACGAAAUAGACCUCAAAAUUGAUGCGGUGAAAUUCUACUGUGACAGUAAAGUUGUACUAGGUUACAUUAACAACGAAUCCAAGCGAUUUUACGUAUACGUACACAACAGAGUCGAGCGUAUACGUCAGUCAACAAAGCCAGAUCAGUGGCACUACGUGCCUACAGAGCACAAUCCAGCAGACCACGCUUCACGGGGAAUUCCAGCUUCCCAGCUCGCAAGUACAUCAUGGUUCACGGGACCGCCAUUUCUCUUCAAGCUGAACCAAUCUCCUUCAGAGAAAUCGAACCCCUUCGAGCUAGUUGAUCCAGAGCUAGAUGUAGAAAUCCGUCCCCAGGUGACAAGUUUCGCUACCCAGACGAAAAUGACAACACUUACACCCAAACGCUUUCAACGUUUCUCGACGUGGAACUCACUCCUGAGAGCAGUUACUUUCCUCAUCCAUGUCGUUCGUUCCCGCAAGAUGGACCCAGCAAGUCAGUCAACUAAAUGCAGUGGACAGCACAAGCCAUAUACUCCAGACGAGCUGGCUCAAGCAAAAGAUGUUAUCAUCAAGUCAGUCCAGAGAGAGUUCUACUCAGGGGAGUUUACAAACCUUGACCAGAAGAAAGAUGUUCCCAAGAACAGUUCUCUCACAAAGCUGAAUCCUGUUUUGGAAGAGGGCUUCAUCAGAGUGGGAGGUCGUCUCAAACAUGCACAGCUAGACCGUGACGAGAAGAACCCAAUUAUUUUGCCAGGUAACCACCACGUUUGCACACUGCUAGUACGCCACUACCACGAGCAGGUGAAACACCAAGGUCGCCAUUUUACGGAAGGGACCAUCAGAGCAUCCGGCCUAUGGAUUGUCGGUGGUAAGAGACUCAUAAACUCAGUCCUACAUAAGUGCGUCAUAUGCAAGAAGCUCCGUGGGAAGUUGGAAGAACAGAAGAUGGCGGACCUGCCACCUGAGCGACUCAAUACAUCUCCACCAUUCACAUACGUUGGUUUAGACGUUUUUGGUCCAUGGGCAGUCAUCGCACGACGCACAAGAGGUCACGCUGAAAGCAAACGCUGGGCAAUGUUGUUCACUUGCAUGAGCACGAGAGCCAUUCACAUUGAAGUCCUAGAGUCCAUGGACACGUCAUGCUGCAUCAACGCACUCAGACGUUCAACCCACCUCACUCGGAGAGUCCUCGACUCCAUUCUAUUACAGAGCAAAUCCUCUCACCUCUCGCAUGAAGUACUGUGCACCUUCUUGGCCGAAGUUACAGCGAUCGUCAAUGCUCGACCUCUUAUCCCAGUCUCCAACGAUCCUGAAUUGCCAUUCAUCUUGACACCUGCUACGCUGCUUACCCAGAAGGUUGGUGCUCCUGCUCCCUUGGGAGAAUUCACCGACAAGGACCUGUUCAAGAGCCAGUGGAGGCAGGUUCAGAGUCUCGCCAGUAAGUUCUGGACCCGAUGGAAACGCGAAUACCUGCCUACCCUACAGAGCCGUACGAAGUGGACGGAAACCCAUCGUAACCUGCAAGAGGGAGAUCUUGUGCUCUUGAAAGACAAGCAAGUCGUCCGCAAUGAGUGGCCACUGGCUCGAGUUACUUCUGCUUUUGUGAGCGAUGACGGAAAGGUCCGCAAGAUAGAAGUCAAGGUCUCGUCCAACGACACCGUCAAGAAGUUCACGAGGCCCAUCUCAGAAGUCGUACUUCUACUACCAAAAGAGGACUGAACAUUACGUUUAUUUUGUAUUAUGCCAUACUAAAGAUGCCAGACGGGGAGUAUUCUGGAUCCAUCUAUCCGUUUUUUAAAUUGCGCCCUCUAUUGGCAACAAGUUCUUUCAUUCAACGAAUCACGUUUUAUCAAUUUUCCGUCAAAAGUUUGUUCCGACAUUUUCACACUUUGUGACUAGUUUAAUCCAUCCCAAUCUACUGCCUUCUCAGAUAACGCCUACGAGAAGCAUUGCCUUUUUACUCCUUGUUCAUCACUGACGUCAUAUACCCCCAGCUUGAAUAAAUCACUACAGGAGCUUGGAGGCUAUUUCCUGACUCUCAUGUCGAUUAUUAAUGGAGUUUGGCUGG
Molecule: messenger RNA, 5146 nt
Organism: Asterias rubens (European starfish)
Lineage: Eukaryota; Metazoa; Echinodermata; Asteroidea; Forcipulatida; Asteriidae
Exons: 3
Coding region: 1-4797 (1598 amino acids)
Molecular function (GO): nucleic acid binding
Source: RefSeq, a predicted model, not a curated record